Molecule: messenger RNA, 2926 nt
Organism: Symsagittifera roscoffensis
Lineage: Eukaryota; Metazoa; Xenacoelomorpha; Acoela; Convolutidae
Product: ATP-dependent DNA/RNA helicase DHX36-like
Exons: 6
Coding region: 100-2790 (896 amino acids)
Cellular component (GO): cytoplasm; intracellular anatomical structure
Molecular function (GO): ATP binding; G-quadruplex DNA binding; RNA helicase activity
Source: RefSeq, a predicted model, not a curated record
AUAUGCUCGAGCGUAUGAAUUUAAUUUAAACUUGGCUGCUGCAGGGAUAAUAACACUGCGAUUGCUUUCUCAGCAUUUCGGCUUAUAUCAAGAAGAAACAUGCCUCCGCCUCAUGGUAAUUUACGCGGGCGUGACAUCGGAAUGUUUUACGCCAAUAGAUCUAAGCAUACAAGAAAAAAGAAAGAAAAUGAAAACAGAGCCCAUGUUCUGAUGAGUCAUAAUCAGAGAGCAAAAAUUGAUGUAACUCUUUCUGAAGUGCAAGCUCUGAGAUCAGAUAAAUCGAAUGCUUCAACUAGUUUGGGAGCUGGUAGUAGCCGUUCAUCAGCAUCAUCUUUUGAAGUCGAGAGGUUACCGUUCGAAAAUCGAGUAAAUGAUGAACAAAUAAACGAAGCCCUCAAAUUAGAGCUAUUAGCGAAGCAAGAAAGUGAUAUAAAAUAUCAGAAAAUGCUAGAGUCUCGCCAGAAUCUCCCUGCUUUCAAAAUGAGAAAUGAUAUUCUUAAAGCAAUUGACGAAAAUCAAGUUUGCGUGAUCUCUGGUGAAACGGGAUGUGGUAAGACUACCCAAGUUCCACAGCUUGUUCUGGACUAUAAAAUUCGUAAAGGAACAGGCAGCCAGUGUCGUAUCAUAUGUACUCAGCCUAGAAGAAUAAGUGCAAUCAGCAUAGCUCAACGUGUUGCGGAAGAGCGCAGUGAGCCACUCGGAAGAAGUACGGGCUACUCGAUCAGGGUUGAGCACAAACUUCCACGAGACGAAGGUUCAAUUGUCUAUUGUACUACUGGAAUGCUGCUUCGGUGGAUCCAUUUUGACCCUGACUUGGUCCGGGCCUCUCAUAUAGUUUUGGAUGAAGUUCACGAAAGAUCGGCACACUCUGAUGUGCUUCUGGUUCUUCUGAAACGACUUCUUGCAACCAAUAGACGUCCAGAUUUGAAGAUACUUCUGAUGAGUGCCACUCUGAAUGCGGAGGAAAUCAGUAGCUAUUUCGGCGACUGCUGUACCUUGAACAUCCCUGGAUUCACAUUUCCAGUAACUGAAUUCUUCCUAGAAGAUGUCCUGCAAUUGAGCGGUUAUGAACCGAACAACAAUCAGAGCCAAUGGCGCAGAAAACGUCCAGAUCCAGGUGAGCAGGAAAUUCGCGAUGCCCUGAAUGUGGCAGUACGGAAUUUGGGAUCCAAAUACAACCAGGGGACAAGACAUGCUCUAAUGACGAUGGAUCAAGAGGCUUUUGACGAAGAGAUGAUCUGUCAUCUGAUAUCUUUCAUCUGUAGGACUCAAGGAGAGGGAGCCAUUCUGGUGUUUGUUCCAGGCUGGGAGCAGAUCAGAAAAGUUGUUGACCUUCUGGCUCAAAAUGGUUUUUCUGAUCAUAACUUAGUACUUCCUCUGCAUUCUCUAAUGCCCACAGCGGAACAAGGAGCAAUUUUCAACCGACCGCCGCCUGGUGUAAGAAAAGUGAUCGUUUCAACUGCGAUUGCAGAGACUAGUAUAACUAUUGACGAUGUAGUGUUUGUUAUCGACUGUGGAAAGACAAAAGAGGCUAACUAUGAUGUUAAGAAGAACGUGAAGACUUUGCAGCCCGAGUGGGUGAGUCUUGCGUCGGCUAAGCAGAGAAGAGGGAGAGCGGGAAGAGUACAGAAGGGCUAUUGCUUUCACCUCUACAUGCAAGCCAGGGAGAAUUUCCUUCUUAAAUAUCAGAUUCCAGAACUUCUGAGAAUGUCACUGGAAAGCAUAAUUCUAGAACUGAUCAAGAUCGACGUGGGAAACAUUCCUCAAUUCUUUUCCGACUGCCUCAGCCAGCCGACGAAAGAGUGCGUUGAUCAGUCAAUCAGAGAACUGCAGCAGAUGAAUGCGAUCACCUUUGACAUAAAACUGACACCACUAGGCCACCAUCUCGCAAUGUUGCCAGUCGAGCCAAGAAUUGGGAAGUUCAUUCUGUACGGAAGUAUUUUCUCGUGUCUCGAUCCUGUUCUAACAAUCGCAGCUUGCUUUUCUCAUAAAGAUCCAUUUGUGGUGCCAUUGGACAAAGAACGUCAAGUGAAGCAAGCCAAACAGUCUUUUUCAGCCGAGUUGAGCGACCCGUUGGUCUAUGCAAACGCUCUGUAUAAUUAUGAAAAAAUGCUAAGAGAUGGUCGAGGCCGACAAUUGGAUGCAUUUUGUUGGGAUAGUUUUCUGUCGAAAUCAACCCUGAAGUUUAUACUCGACAUGAAGAAACAAUUCGCCGAAUAUUUGCAAAAAGAGGGCUUUAUUCACGGAACAGACUAUAGAAAUCAGAAGUACAAUAAGUAUUCGCAAUGCGACAUGGUUUUAAAAGCAAUGGUUGUUGCUGGAUUUUACCCGAGUAUCAUCAAAGUGGAUAAUUUUGGGAAAAGAUCUCGGUUCAGACCUCUUUUUUCGAAUUACGGAAAAGUUGACAUUCACAUGAAGUCUGUAGCUGCUGAUAUUCCGAGAGUUUCCUACAACUACAUGGUCAACUACAUGCGAGUCAAAAGUCUAGGUGGGGUUAAUUUGUACGAUGUCUCUCCUGCACAUCCUUAUGCAUUGAUGUUGUUCGGAUCUGAUGUCAAGAAAAGCCAUGACGAUAACGGAGCACCAUUGAUAGUGAUUGACAAAGACAUAUCCUUCAGAUGCGACCCACAACUGGCAGACACUAUAAUUGGACUGAGUCAGGAGCUGAGCAAUUUAUUAGAGGCAAAAAUUGCAAGAAGGUCACAGAACCAGUCAAUAGAUCUGCAGCAGCUGCAAGAGACGUUAACAAAAGCAGUUGUAGAUUUAAUUAUGGGUGACCAAGAUAUCUGAAAAGAAAGUUAAGCAAAAACUGCAACAACAGAAACCACGGAUGAAUAUAAAUCAAAUUUGUAUGCUAAAUUAAGUUUCUAGCUAAUGUUUCUCAAAAUGUACAAAAUUUUUCUUUGAAUUGAAAAUGUCUUUAGUC